Molecule: messenger RNA, 2814 nt
Organism: Diaporthe batatas
Lineage: Eukaryota; Fungi; Ascomycota; Sordariomycetes; Diaporthales; Diaporthaceae
Exons: 3
Coding region: 388-2814 (808 amino acids)
Biological process (GO): glucan catabolic process
Molecular function (GO): beta-glucosidase activity
Source: RefSeq, a predicted model, not a curated record
AUGAAUUCUACGGAUCAAUAUUCAUCAGAAUUACUUGGCAGGUCACAAUGAUCGGCAAAAUCUCCGCAUUCUGGGAUCAUGCCAGGAACAAGAGUUCAUCUCACCGUGUUCCUUGCAUCCGGAUGUCGUCUUAGCGUUACUUCGUGAGUACCGUCACCUCAUCACGCUUUGACGCGGGGGAUAUUGGAUUGGACAUGGACGAACGGCUUCCUCGACCCGAGCUCAACAUUUGAACGACAAUCGGCUCCCGGGGAGCGUGAAUUUCACUGUUUCUAGUAGUAUAAAGGUCCGCAGCCCCGCCGCCUGACGUACAAAAUCUGCCAGCUCCCCAGGCCGUGGGUAAGCUCCACUACGUAUAUAGCUGAGAGUCACACGGGAAUUGGCAAAAUGGUCAGCACAAUGAAUGCAUCGCUUCUACUGUUCCUUUUGACACAUGCUGCAGCUGCUGCCACUGCAGCUGGGUACCGCCUCGGAAAGAAUGGAACUCGGGAUUGGGAUACUGCCGUGGGGCUGGCCCAGGGCCUCAUAUCACAGUUGACUUUGGACGAAAAGGUCAUGGUGAUCACUGGAAACGGCUCCGCGGGUUACUGCAUUGGCAAUAUUGCACCUAUCCCUCGCCUGAACUUCACGGGGAUUUGCAUGCUUGACGGGCCCAAUGCGGUCAACCGGGCCGAUCUAGUCAGCGUCUUCCCAUCGGGGAUCACAGCUGCCGCCACGUGGGACCGAGAGCUGAUAUACCACCGCGGAUAUGCCCUGGGGCAGGAGUUUAAAGCCAAAGGCGCCGACGUUGCUCUUGGCCCAACGACGGGUCCUAUGGGACGUCACGCUCUCGGUGGGCGAAACUGGGAGGGCUUUGGCCCAGACCCAUACCUCGCCGGCGUCUCAACUGCAGAAAGCGUCCUCGGCCUGCAGGAUGCCGGCGUGCAGACCAGUACCAAGCACUUCAUCGGCAACGAGCAAGAGACGCAGCGCUCUUCCACUACAAGCCCCGACGGGACUCGCACCGAGGGGAUAUCCUCGAACAUCGACGACAGGACGAUCCACGAGCUCUACAUGUGGCCGUUCGCCGACGCGGUCAAGAGCGGCACCAGUUCGGUGAUGUGUUCAUACAACCGUCUCAACCAGGAAUACUCCUGUGAGAACAGCUACCUCAUGCAGAAUUUGCUCCGCGACGAGCUUGGGUUCAAGGGCUUUGUAGUAUCGGACUGGUUCGCCACCCACUCAACCGCAAAGUCUAUCAAUGCUGGCCUGGACCUCGAGAUGCCCGGCUACCUCCCUACAGCCUAUCCAGGCAGCGAGCGCUGGUUCGGCGAGAACGUGCUGAAUGCCGUCCGCAACGGGUCUGUAACCGAAGCGAGGGUGGAUGAGAUGAUGCGAAAUAUCCUCACCCCAUAUUAUUACUUCGAGCAGGAUGCCGCCGACUACCCAUCCCCAGACGAUUCGUUCCCGUACCUUCUGAUCGUCCAGGAGGCGUCCAUCGAGCUGGGCCGUCAGAUCGGCCUGAUCCCCGACGACCCUGAUUUUGUCUUCCCCCGCGGCCGUGACGUCCGAGGAGACCACGCCAAGCUCAUCCGCGAGAUGGGCGCCGCCGGCACCGUGCUCCUCAAGAACAACAACACACUUCCCCUGAAGAGCCCCAAGGUGAUCGGCGUGUUCGGGAACGACGCCGGCGACUUCACCAACGGCUUCUUCCGGCCCUCUGAGGCACCAGAGAGCGUCAACACCGGGACCAUGGUCAUCGGGGGCGGCUCGGGCACCGGCCGCCCGUCCUACGUGGUCUCCCCGCUGGACGCCAUCAAGUCAAAAGCCAGCGAGGUCGGAGCCCAGGUCAUGUACAUCACCCACAACGAGGCCAUCGCGAACAAGGACUUCAGGGGCAUAUACCCGCCGCCCGAGCUCUGCCUCGUGUUCCAGCAGACCUUCGCCAGCGAGAGCUUCGACCGCGCCGCGUUCGAGCUCGACGGGAACUCCACGGCCGUCAUCGACAACGUGGCCGAUUUCUGCGGCAACACCGUCGUGGUCACCCACUCGGGCGGCGUCAACACCAUGCCGUGGGCCGGCAACCCCAAGAUCGGGGCCAUCCUCGCCGCCCACUACCCCGGCCAGGAGAGCGGGAACUCCAUCGCCGACCUGCUCUGGGGCGACGUCGCCCCGUCCGGCCGCCUGCCGUACACCAUCCCGCGCUCCGCCGAGGACGCGGGGCCGGCAGUCGUCAACCUCACCUCGCCUGUGACCGACCCCCGCGGCUGGCAGGCGGACUUCUCCGAGGGGCUGCUCGUCGACUACCGCCACUACGACGCGCAGGGGAUCGAACCGCUGUACGAGUUCGGUUUCGGUCUUACGUAUACGACGUUUGAGAUCGACAGCCAGGGCACUUCCGUCGCGCUGGCCGCGGGCGCGGUGGCCGCCAGGCCCGACUCCAACAGCACCGUCCAGCCAGGCGGGCUCCCCGAGCUCUGGGAGGACGUUGUCGUCGUCAGGACCAGUGUCGCGAACACGGGUGACCGAGCCGCGCACGCCGUGCCGCAGAUCUACCUGUCGUUUCCUGAUGGCGCGCCGGAGGGCACGCCGGUUAAGGUGUUGCGUGGUUUCGAUAAGGUGUUUGUCGAGGCUGGGGCAUCUGCGGACGUCGAGUUCCGUCUACAGCGGAGGGAUGUGAGUUACUGGGAUACUGAUGAUCAAGCGUGGGUCAUCCCUGAGGGCGACUUUGUUUUCCUGGUCGGGUUCAGCUCGAGGGAUCUGCCUGUAGAGAAGACAUUUGCGGUGCUGGCUUCUGGACGCGGAGGACUGGACCAUCGGUUCCUGAUCAAUUAG